AUGCCGUCAAGGCUAAGCACGCCCGUCUUGACCGUCGACCCAGCAAAGAUUCACCAGGUCGACACCCGCAACCCAGAGUCUCUCCAUGGAAUGUGGAUGGUCUUUUCACGCUGCGCAGACUUCAUGGAAGAAGGCAGGCGUCUUGAAAAUCUUAGCUGGCGACUCUGGAACCGCGAGACCUUCUGCGUUGCGCCCCAGGCUCACCUCGAGCAGAGCCAGAAACGAACACAUUCCGGCUCCCGUCUCGAGCGUCUAAGACGAGAAUCAAAAUCCAUUCCUGACUUGUCCAGCAGUGUUGAGUCCGCCCUAUCCGACGAGGGACUGGAGCAGACACGGUCACAAUCCGCCGCAGGAUCACAGGGAAGCUCAGGAUCGAGCCCACAGUGUCCCUGCACCCCACGAACGAUUGAACUGGACCCCAAACCAACCAUUGUCGGUGAAGAUUCAGUACUCAGCAUAUCACGAGGAAGGGAGAGGCAUAUUACCUCUCUUGGACUGGAGAAGAUGGUGUAUAGUAUCAAGGAGAAGAGGAGUUUGGAGCCAAUUUGCGUGCCAAAGAGCAAGUCACAGUUACAGAUAGAGAGCCACGAGCUAGAUGUCACCCCACGCGCUUCUUCGCCUACCCCAGCUUCGACACAGCAGCAACAGCAGCCGGAGGAGCAGGAACAGCCACAGAAACAGCUUCAACACUCCGCCCCAGCAAACAACCGGUCUCUUGACUCGUGCUCUACAGUUCUAGAGCGAGCUCAAGAGAGUGAUGUCCCUACAUCCGCCUCAGACACCAGCGUCUCAUCUGCCGAAAUCCCUCGACCCUCAUCCUCCGUCGUCCGCGGCUUCUCACCUUCCAAGAUCUCCUCCUCAUUCCGAUCCCACAGCCAACUCUCCCCUUCCCCAAGCACGAGCAAGAACUCAGUCCCCAAGAACUCUCCUCUCAAGCAUCAGAAAGGCGGUGUCUUCACUCUUGGCUGUUCCUCAGGCGACGACGAGUCUUCCUUUGAGGACCGAAUGGCUAUCAAGACCCACCGAAGUUCGCUUAGUGAUGGUCUAAAUCAGCCAUCUGCUCAACACAGCAAGCCUUCCUUCAUCAGAGACUCAGCCGUUGCAAGCCAUCCAACGAUUCGCGAAACUAGCGCGUCAGACGAAGACGCCAUUGCCUCCAGUGACGAGGAAGAUGAAUCCGAGAUCUCCGAAAGCGCCAUCGAGGACGAAGACGACUUGUCCGACGGCGAAUGGGUCGACUCCGUUACCGAAUCCGGCCGAUCAAGCGUUGACGACAAGCCACUCUUCCAGCGCGUCGACUCGCGACCAAAUCUCGUUUCGCGCCGUUCGCUACUCACGAUGAUGAUGCACCAACCCCAACAGAACUUCGCUCCCACAUUACGAGGGGGCCCUGGUCCCAACUCCCGCUCUACGCCAACAAUGCAACGUCCUCUGGCCCCUGCCGUGGAUGACGAUGACGAGCAUACCGGAUCCGACUCGGGCUCAGCAGGUUCUCCGGGCCUAGAGAUGAAACGCUCCGAAGUACCGCACUCGCGACCCAUUGUGAUGACAUCCAUUCCACCCGGCGGAGUGGUUGCUCGUGCUCACUCCCCACGAACCACGCGCCGAAACAUGCUUGCAACCGAACUCACCGAGUCUCUACGCAGACAUCUUCUCUGGGAACGUCAGCAGAAGACCACUGCUGCGACUGCUACCGCGGCAUUCAAGCGUCGCCAUACGGCAUGUGACGUGGCGGGACUACAGGAAUAUCCCGGCGCCGGAGACUCUAAGGGCCAAGGAAAGGAAGAUAAGGAGUCGAAGAAUAGCUCGUGGAAUCACUACUUCGACUACGGCCCAUGGGAGUAUCACGUUAAGGGAUGGUAG
Molecule: messenger RNA, 1863 nt
Organism: Arthroderma uncinatum
Lineage: Eukaryota; Fungi; Ascomycota; Eurotiomycetes; Onygenales; Arthrodermataceae
Exons: 2
Coding region: 1-1863 (620 amino acids)
Biological process (GO): negative regulation of transcription by RNA polymerase II; regulation of nitrogen utilization; mitochondria-nucleus signaling pathway
Cellular component (GO): cytoplasm
Source: RefSeq, a predicted model, not a curated record